GAGGCUCUGACACACGUCGACAACAACACGUGUGCACUUCUAACGUAAACAUCGGCAUUUAUAUCAUUAUAUCUAAGCGUGAUAAUAUAGAAGUGAGGUAAAACUUGGUGGACCGUGAUACAUUGAUAUACACAUUUUGUUGACAUUAAUUGUACAAAAUCACAGAUACAUAUAAGGAUUUUAGGCCGGUGACAAUGUGGUUGGAGUGGUUCAGAGGGACUGUGGCUAUAGUUAUACUGGAGUGGUCAGUCCAUGGGAAACCUACCAUAGACAAACAGCUGGCUGGCCCGUGUGCGGAUGCUGCCGAUCCGAUGGCGUGUUUACAUGGGAUUCUUAUGCACGGUGACAAAAACAAAGGAGAGACACACGAAGCGGAGGAUGCAUACCUUAAGUUCAGAUCCAAUCUAGCAGCAGGCGCAAAGGUCAAGGUAGGACCUUCUGACGCAGAGGAAAUGUUCCAUGGCGUUUUAAUGCACGGUGAUGACGAAACGAAUAUCGCACAUGAGCACAAAGACACUGCCGAAGUAAAGCCUGAAAAUCCUACCAAAAUCAACCUUCCUCAAGACAUCGAAGAUUACAUGCAUGGAGUGCUGAUGCAUGGCGAUGACGAACCAGGGAUUGACCACAAGAAAGAUCACCAAAAACUCAAACAAGAUGAAGGUCAGGGUUCAAAUGUUCCUAAAGGACCUGAUGACCUGGACAACAUGAUGCACAAACUCAUGCAUAUCGAUGGCAACACAACACAUGACCACGAGAAAGAUGGCGGACAGGCCGCUGUAAAGGGACCAGAGGAUCUUGACGACAUGAUGCACAAACUCAUGCAUAAAGAUGGAGACAUAUCACAUGAUCAUGAAAAAGAACACGAUACCGACGUCGAUAAAGGUCCAGCCGACCUAAACGACAUGAUGCAUAAACUCAUGCAUGCGGAUGGGGACAUUUCUCAUGAUGACGAGAAAAAUGGCGACAAAAAGCAUGAUUCACAAUCUAUCAAAGGAACGGUGGCUGACAUGGAUGAUAUGAUGCAUCGUCUGAUGCACAAAGAUGGAGACAUAUCACAUGAUCAUGAAAAAGAACACGAUACCGACGUCGAUAAAGGUCCAGCCGACCUAAACGACAUGAUGCAUAAACUCAUGCAUGCGGAUGGGGACAUUUCUCAUGAUGACGAGAAAAAUGGCGACAAAAAGCAUGAUUCACAAUCUAUCAAAGGAACGGUGGCUGACAUGGAUGAUAUGAUGCAUCGUCUGAUGCACAAAGAUGGAGACAUAUCACAUGAUCAUGAAAAAGAACACGAUACCGACGUCGAUAAAGGUCCAGCCGACCUAAACGACAUGAUGCAUAAACUCAUGCAUGCGGAUGGGGACAUUUCUCAUGAUGACGAGAAAAAUGGCGACAAAAAGCAUGAUUCACAAUCUAUCAAAGGAACGGUGGCUGACAUGGAUGAUAUGAUGCAUCGUCUGAUGCACAAAGAUGGAGACAUAUCACAUGAUCAUGAAAAAGAACACGAUACCGACGUCGAUAAAGGUCCAGCCGACCUAAACGACAUGAUGCAUAAACUCAUGCAUGCGGAUGGGGACAUUUCUCAUGAUGACGAGAAAAAUGGCGACAAAAAGCAUGAUUCACAAUCUAUCAAAGGAACGGUGGCUGACAUGGAUGAUAUGAUGCAUCGUCUGAUGCACAAAGAUGGAGACAUAUCACAUGAACACGAAAAAGAUGGGGAUUUAGGUUCCGAAAAAGCUGAUGGACCUGUGGACCUGGAGGAUAUGAUGCAUAAAAUGAUGCAUAAAGAUGGCGACACGUCACACUCCAAUGACAAUAACGGACAUGACCAGCUGACUGGAAAGAUUGGACCUAAUUCAGAUGACCUUCACGGUAUGUUGAUGCACGGAGAUAAAGAAACUGGGCACGUGCAUGAACACACGAGUAGACAAAGACCAUUCAAGAUGGACAAAUACGCAAUACGGAAUCUUAACAUCGAUGAAGACAUCUUGAAAUCCGUAGGGUUGGAGUCAAUCCUUCAGGAUCUUGAGGACUAUGAUCAAUGGAAAAAGAACAAUGCCAAGAAAGUUGAUGCCGAACUUGACGAUAUCUCGGAUAAUAUUUUGUCUGAUAUUGAGUCAAUGAAAAGGCGCUAUCUCAAAAGGGCACGUGAAAUCGAUCCCAAGAAGAUUACUGGGAUUACCGAGAAGGAGGCUUUGGAUCACAUGGAGAAAACCUCUGGUCAUGAACACCUGGGUGACGACGCAACACAUAACCUUGAAUUGAUUGGUAGCACGGGGCCAAUCAGCGAGCGCCACAAAGUUUUUAAAGAGGGAAAAUCUUCCGAUGAUUUAUAAAGUCUUAAACCAUCCGCGUUUUGUAAAUGAAUACAUUUGCUGUGAAUAAUAAUCUCGAUAUUUUAUAUUAUUUACACAAUUUAUUAUUUUGUUUUAUAAAAACAAUAUCUACUAAAAUUAAGGCGCUUUCGAUUGUAUAUGUUAACAGAAGGCAGUAACUUUGCAUUUCAAACAUGUUACAGGUGUCGCUUGUGGAGGCUUUAUUAGAAGUGAAAAUCUUGUAGAACGCUUGAUACAGUUGUUACUUUUAAUCUCGCUUAAUAGUGACAUUAUAACAGGCUUCUUGCAAAGGGCACUCUAAGAAGCUUGUUACAAGUGGCGCUCUAACGAGCUUGUUUGUUGCAAGUCGCAAUCUCAAAUACUUGCUCAAAGUGACAUUCUCACGUGAUUGAUAUAGGUGGUUCUCUCACUAACUUGUUACAUGUGACACUCUCACGAGCUUGAUACAAGUGGCACUCUCACAAACUUGCUACAAGUGGCUCUCAAAAAAACUAGGUACAAGUGGCACUCUCACAAACUUGCUACAAGUGGCUCUCUAUAAGUCUUGUUAAAAGUGGCACUCUCACAAGCUUGAUACAAGUGGCCCUCGAAGAAGAUAGCUAUAAGUGGCACUCAAGGAAGCUAGCUACAAGUGGCACUCUCACAAGCUUGCUACAAGCGGCACUCUCACAAGCUUGCUACAAGCGGCUCUCAAAGAAGCUAGCUACAAGCGGCUCUCAAAGAAGCUAGCUACAAGUGGCACCCUCAAAAGCUUGUUACAAGUGGCACUCUCACAAGCUUGAUACAAGUGGCUCUCGAAGAAGCUAGCUACAAGUGGCACUCUCACGAGCUUGCUACAAGUGGCUCUCGAAGAAGCUAGCUACAGGUGGCACUCUCACAAGCUUGAUACAAGUGACAUUCUUACAUGAUUGAUACAAGUGGCACUCUCCAAGCAUUGUUACAAUUAACACUUAAAGAGUGUACGGGAUUGUUACAGUUGGCACUCUUGCAGGCUUCUUACACGUGGCAUUCUUGCGGGAGGUUUGUUAAAAUUGGUGCUACAAAUUCAAGGCAUGUUAUAUUACCGGUAGCAUGAUAAAGACACAUAGCAACACUUAGUCAGAUACAUUUGCUAAUAAUUUUAUUAACAAAUCAAUAAUCUUAUGUAUAAAUGUAUGGUAUAAUAUACAAUUGAUGAAUAUAUAUACAUGUAUAUAUGUAAAGUGAUGAAUUUGUGACUUAAUUCAAUUUCAUUUUAAUAGGUCAUGCAUUAGUCUAUGGGGUACCCUAGCAUUCAAAAUUACCAUUUGAUAAUCUUAUCAAUAUCAAUAUCAUAAAGAAAAGCUAAAACUAAUAUAAAAAGAAGCACAAUGUGACGAGGUUGAAGUCUGACAUGGAGUCACACAAAAUUUAAGGGAAGAGAGA
Molecule: messenger RNA, 3737 nt
Organism: Mizuhopecten yessoensis (Yesso scallop)
Lineage: Eukaryota; Metazoa; Mollusca; Bivalvia; Pectinida; Pectinidae
Exons: 2
Coding region: 195-2333 (712 amino acids)
Source: RefSeq, a predicted model, not a curated record